CCGCCCUCCUCCCUCCUCUCCUCGCCGUCACGCGCUCGGCCGCCUCUCUCCCUCUCUCUCCUUAAACCAUCCUCGUCUUCUGCAACUGCAAGCAAUCCAAAACCCCAACCCCCGAGGUUUUAUCCCGCGCGGGCAUGGAAGGCGUCGCGAGGUCGCGCCUUCUCGUCCCGCUCCUUCCCAGGAUCUCCGCCCGCUGCUUCUCCGCCGCCUCCCCCGCGUCAGGGCCCGCGGAAGCCGCGGCCGCCGUCGCCGCCUCCGAGGCGGAUUACUCGUCCCCCGCGGGCGACCCCUCCUCCGCUACGCCUCCGCCGACCCGCAAGCCGCUGGGCCUGCUCAAGGGCAGCAUCCUCGCGGUUGUCGCCGCGGCGGUCGGCGCCACAGGCUACGUCAGCUAUGCUUAUUCUCUGGAUGAGAUUGAUCAGAAAACACGUGAGUUCCGGAAGAAUUCGAAGGAGCCCAUCCGUGAUGACCUGUCUGGUUUCGAGAAGUUUCAGGCUAUGGCUUAUUCAGCAGCCAUGAAAGUUCCCGUUGCUGCUAUUGAGUUCUAUCUGGAUACCAGGAGCCAAAUAGAAGAUCAAAUUCGUGGCUUUAGCGAACCAUCAUCAGAUAAACUUCUUCCAGAUCUACUUCCUCAAGACCAGCAUGUCUUCACCCUAGUUCUGGAUCUGAAUGAGACUCUUGUAUACUCAGAUUGGAAGCGUGAACGAGGAUGGAGAACUUUUAAGAGGCCAGGAGUGGACGCCUUCUUGGAACAUCUUGGGAAAUUCUAUGAAAUUGUUGUGUACUCUGAUCAGCUGAGUAUGUAUGUUGAUCCUGUUAUUGAAAGACUGGAUCCAAAGGGCUAUGUUCGGCACAGGUUAUCAAGAGUCGCAACUAAAUAUGAAAAUGGAAAACAUUAUCGGGAUUUAUCAAAGCUAAACAGAAAUCCAGCGCAAGUUAUUUAUAUCAGUGGGCAUGCUCUUGAGUCAUGCCUGCAGCCAGAAAAUUGUGUUCCGAUCAAACCUUGGAAGCUUGAAAAUGAUGACACGCAACUACUUGAUCUUAUUCCCUUUCUUGAAUAUGUUGCUAUGGCAAGACCUUCUGAUAUCAGGACUGUUCUUGCGUCUUAUCAAGGCCGUGAUAUACCUACUGAGUUUAUUGAGCGUUCAAAGGAACACCAGAGGCGCAUGCAGGAGCAAAAGCAUCAGGGACGCUUAUGGCGAAGAUGAUGAUUAUUAUGUUUCAGAAGGAAACCUGAGUAAUCCAUAUGUUCUU
Messenger RNA from Oryza brachyantha (malo sina), 1254 nucleotides. RefSeq names its product mitochondrial import inner membrane translocase subunit TIM50-like. Gene Ontology annotation, molecular function: phosphoprotein phosphatase activity. The record is from RefSeq and is a predicted model, not a curated record. Lineage: Eukaryota; Viridiplantae; Streptophyta; Magnoliopsida; Poales; Poaceae. The coding region runs from base 135 to 1208 and encodes 357 amino acids. The transcript is spliced from 10 exons.